Messenger RNA from Ceraceosorus bombacis, 2418 nucleotides. The record is from the annotation of a GenBank genome assembly. NCBI's taxonomy places the organism in Eukaryota, Fungi, Basidiomycota, Exobasidiomycetes, Ceraceosorales, Ceraceosoraceae.
AUGCUGUGGAGCGAUACCGAUCGUUGGUCCAUCCUCUACGGCCUCUUGAUGUACUACCACGCCAUCAUUCGUCAACAACAACAAGCGCAGGAAGGAGGGGGAGCAGCAGGCUUGCUGGGAAAGGACGAAGCAUUGAGACUGGAGAGGCUCGCUACGGAGUACUGUCUGAUUGGACAAGGCACCGAAACGCUAGCGGAAGAGAUUUGGCACGAUGCCUUGCUCGAUCAACCCAACAAUGUCGCCGUUUGGUCCCACGCUGCCGAGUACAGAGCUCGCGUGGGAGACGUCAAGAAGGCGAGAAGCACGUACAAGAUGGCCCUCGCCAGGAAUUAUGCGGGAGAGAGGGAAAAGGAAAAGUUGGAGUUGAUGGAGGAGUGGAACAGAUUCGAAAUGUGCUUUGGAACGGUGCAGGAGAUCGAGGUGGUCAAGGCGAGAAUCAGACAGCAGAGGGAAGUGGUGUGGAAAGCAUGGGUGAGUUGCGGUGUUCCCUGUGGCGCCGCGAUCUGCAUUGGCGUGGGACUGAAGCGCUGCGUGCGCUUGUUUCCCAGUACGAAUAUGCGCAAUAUCAGGGCACAAAUUAUACGCAGACCUCGACGCACAACGUGCAGGGGACAGACGAUGCUGCGGCACCCGACGCUAAUAGCCAUGCGGAUGGCGCAGGCCGAAAACGUAAAGCGGAGGAUGAGGAUGCGGGGAUGGAUGUGGAUGCGGCUGGUCCUUCGAGCAUGGGCGGACUUGCGACGACUGGCUCGCCUUCCAGACCGGGUGCGCCUCAGUCCACUUCGAGUGGUCGGUGAGUGUGGCUGAACCAGUGGAUGGAUGGAAUCGAGGCUCACACUCUAUGCGCACCUUGACAGAGACCGAGAGAACAGUUCAGUCAUCGUCUCCAACCUGCCCCUGGAUUGCACGUCUGCAGAGCUGGUUCGCUUUUUCCGCACGUGCGGCGAAUUGCUCGAUCCUGAUCUUCUCCCUCGACCUCUUCCAUCCGGCACAUCGAGCGGACCGACGAGCGCUGCGGCCAUGGUCGAGUUUGUGGAUCGUUCGAGCGUGCCUGCAGCCCGCACGAGGGAUCGAAAGCUGAUAGGAUCCAACGAGGUCAGGGUCAGUCUUGGAUGGGAGUGCACGCUCUUUGUCACAAACUUUGAAGAGGGAACGACGGAUGAGCAGAUCAAGGCUGCGUUUGAAAGAUUUGGAGACAUUUACGAGGUCAGAUGGCCAAGUAGACGCAUCAAGGCCAGUCGGAGAUUUUGUUACGUCGUCUACGCUGUGCCGGUGAGUUGUUUGCGCGUUGGCUUGACGUUUUGGCCCGUGCUGAGAUGCGUUUGGCCAACAUGGACAGGAACACGCCGAAGCUGCCCUUGCGCUCAACGAUCAGCCGUUGAAUUCGAAGCAAUCAUCAGCGGUACAAGUCUUGAUAUCGGACCCCGCACGCAAAGCGCAACGUACAGAUGCCCACGCCGACAAGUGCGAGCUCUUCAUCACCGGACUUCCUCGGGCCGCUACCGAUGAGCAAGUCAGAGCGCUGUUUACGCCGUUUGGAGAAGUGACGGGCGUGCGGGUGCUCAGAGGUCCGAAUGGCAAACCAAAAGGCUUGGCUUUUGUGGAUUACAAGAACGUCUUGGAUGCUCAUCAAGCCGUCGCUGUCCUUUCGAAGCUGGAGGAAGAUGGUCAGCCAAACGCGCGCAUCAAUGGCAAACCCAUUCACGUCUCUUUGGCCAAAGCUGCUGCAUCAUCGACGGGCAAUGCGCUCUCCAAGAGGCUCACGCCUGAACAGUGCGCUGCUGCUGUCAAGGUGCGACAUUUACCCUUUGACGCGCAAGAGGCCAAGAUUCAACAAUUGUUCGAGAAUGUUGCGGGUGGAGUGGGAAGCAUCAGCAAGGUGAAUUGGACUCCUGGUGCGGAAGGUCAAGGGAAGGCCGUCGUCGUUUGCAAAGAUGCGCAGGUGCGUUUGGUCGAUGGUCACAUGCGCUGCUUGAUUUCACGCUGACGCUGACGCUCACUCUCUGCGCCUUGCUUCUCAAGACUGCCGGCUUGCUUGCCCUGCGAAGCACAUUGCUCUACGAUGGACGACCGAUCGAGUUUGUGCCGCUUGGAGCUGAUUUCGGAACAGCGCAAACGUCUGGCAAGUCGGCCUUGUCAGCAGCAGUGCGGCCUUUGCCAUCGGACAAGGACGCGCCGCACUCCUUUGCACCGAGAGCAGCCCUGGGAUUCGCUAGCAGAGCUCGCGGCAGGGGUCGAGGUGGCGUCGGCUUUGGUGCAGCGAGCGCGAGGGGCGCGAUUGCGCAGACCAAACAGGGCAGCGGCGUCAAGCCGCAAGAUGAGAUGAGCGUGGAUGCGCCCGCGUCCGCACCCGAGUCUGCGCCCUCGCAAGCAGAGGCGAAAAGUCAAGAUCAGUUCAGAGCGAUGCUUCGGAAAUGA